UGUGGGGUUUUUUUUCGCAGCUACACCCGUUAACGUGUGAAUGCUUAAGUAGCAGCUAGUUAUUUAGUUCACCAGUUAGCAUUUGGAUUUGUUGGACACCAAAGUGACCAAAUCCUGAUUUUGGUUCAGCGGCUGCUGGAAAAUGGGGGCUUGUAUGGCAUUAUGUUCCCUUGCAAGCUGCGCAUCAUGUUUGUGUGGUUCUGCCCCAUGUAUUCUCUGUGGGUGCUGUCCAUCAUCCAACAACUCUACAGUCACGCGGCUGAUCUUCUCCUUCUUCCUGUUACUGGGCACACUCGUGUCUAUAAUUAUGAUACUGCCUGGCAUGGAGACUCAGCUUCGUAAGAUUCCUGGCUUCUGUCAAGGUGGGAGCACUAUACCAGGGCUCGAGAACCAGUUUAACUGUGAUGUGAUUGUGGGCUACAAAUCCGUGUACCGCAUGUGCUUUGCCAUGGCCUGUUUCUUCUUCCUCUUUGCUGCCAUCAUGAUUCGUGUACGGAGCAGUAAAGAUCCUCGGGCUGCUAUUCAGAAUGGAUUCUGGUUCUUCAAGUUCCUAAUCUUGGUGGGGAUCACUGUUGGAGCCUUCUUCAUCCCUGAUGGAACAUUUCAUAAUGUGUGGUUCUACUUUGGUAUUGUGGGUUCCUUCAUGUUUAUCCUGAUCCAGCUGAUCCUGCUGAUCGACUUUGCCCACUCGUGGAAUGAGGUGUGGGUUAGGAACGCCGAAGAGGGCAGCAAAGGCUGGUUUUUCGGUCUCCUGUUUUUUACCAUCCUGCACUAUGUCCUGGCUUUUGCUGCUGUGGUGCUUUUCUAUCUGUACUACACCAAACCUGACAGCUGCACCGAGCACAAAGUCUUCAUCAGCUUGAACCUCAUUUUCUGUGUCAUCAUCUCUGUGGUGUCCAUUCUGCCCAAAGUACAGAAUGCCUCUCCACAAUCUGGUCUGCUCCAGUCAUCCGUCAUCAGUUUGUACACCAUGUACGUCACCUGGUCUGCCAUGACCAACAACCCUAAUCGGGAGUGUAACCCCAGCCUUCUGAGCCUGGUGUCCAAUGUGAGCGUCAGCACUACACAGUCCCCACCAACCAGUGCCCCAGGUAUCGUGCAGUGGUGGGACGCCCAGGGCAUAGUGGGGCUCGUCAUUUUCCUCUUUUGCACUUUUUAUGCCAGUAUUCGCUCAUCCAGUAAUGCUCAGGUGAACAGGCUGAUGCAAACAGAGGAGGGUCAUGGCUCAGAUGUGGAGGGACCGGUGGGAGAGGACGGCCUGCGGCGAGUGGUGGAUAACGAGGAGGAUGGAGUAACCUAUAGUUACUCGUUCUUUCACUUUCACCUCUUCCUGGCCUCUCUCUACAUCAUGAUGACUCUCACCAACUGGUACAAGCCUGACAUUACCACCCAGGCCAUGCAGAGCAGCAUGCCUGCAGUGUGGGUGAAGAUCUGCUCCAGUUGGUUGGGAUUGGCUCUGUACCUUUGGACCCUUCUGGCCCCACUCAUCCUCCCCAACCGAGAUUUCAGCUGAGCCAUCUUUCUUCCAUACGUGGGGAUGUGUGUGCAUGUAUAUGAGAGCUGGAGUGUGCUACUUCUCACCUUAACGUUAUGGAGUAGUAGCAUAACGAGUGUAUUAUAGGAUAAAUGGCUGAAGUAUGUGUUUUUCAUAUCUACCCUUACUUGUUAUUUUCAUAUUGUAGGUGUAUUUCAUGAAGUGUCUUUACUGGUGCAAUUUUACCCUCAUGUCUUUAUAUACUUGCUACUUGCAUUCUUAAAGGGACAACUCAAACACCCUCCUAAGACAAAUGGUGAUGGUGCGGUACUAUUCAACAGUCCAUUUACUUUAGUGAUCCAGCCACGAAUAUGAGUCUGCAUGAUAUUGCUGCUACAAACCUUCUCUACCUAUAGUGAAGACACUCUUUACUGGAGGCUCAUUUUCUCUGUCGGGUUGACUAUUUCACAUUAGUCAAGCACUUUGACCUCAAGCAAUUUCAGUAGGGAUGAGAACAUGUGAUUCAGAACUUGCUGAUGGCCAUGGGGCUGUCAAAAGGGGUUGUUUAUUUGCAGCCCUUACUGGAGCCCCAUGGAGGCAGUGUGUGGGAGAGAUAAGCACACCCUACACUAUUGCAACACUGCUGCAUCACACUUGCGCAGAACUGUAAUAUUAAACGCUAAUCUGUAUUGCUAACAUGGUGAUGAUGGUGGUGCUUUUUCACCCUGUGUUGCAGUCGAUCUUGGAGGGAUAAUCAAAUGUGCAUACAAAAAAUGUGUUGUAUAGUGUCAUGCAAUAACUAGAAUGUCAUAUCAGUGCUGGGUAGGCCAUGUUUAUAGUUGACUGUAAUGGUAUAGUUUUUCAAUUCUAAUGGUUAACUAUGUAAAACUAUGCAUGCACUAAAACAUUUCACAUCUUCUAAAUCCAAGGUUUCAUUGUCAAUGGUGAGUAAACAAGACGUUCUGAUUAUAUUUAAUUGCUGACGCUUGGUACUACAAUGCAUUGAUUUGCUGAGCAAUUGAUGGAUGGUCACUUUUUAUACAUUUCUUUCCUUUUUGCUUUUGAUAUUGUGAAAUGGGUGUGUGGAUGUAUGAUUUUUGUUGAGUGAAACAUUUCUGUUCAAAAUUUCAUGUGCCUUUUUCAUGUCCUUCCUAUUUUAACAUUUUGCACUGUAUGUACACUGUUUUUUGUUCAAGUACAUAUUAGUGGAUGGAAUAUGAUGGCAGUUUGUAGUUUUAAAUAUUGUAGAUUUUGAAUCCUAUUGUCUGGUGAAUGAAGGUUUGUUGUCAUGAAUCGGUGGAGUUUCUUAUGAACUCGAUUUAACUUCAAAGUGGUCUGGGUGUGUUCUUUUGACAAGAGUAUUGUAAACGGUGAACUGGUCACGUUGUAAAGAUUGUAAUUAAUAAAUAAGCAUGUAAAUGCAUCUGGUAUGUUUUGCCCAGAGUAACCAAUUAACACAAGUGUUCUACUGCACACAUGGUAUUGACUGAGAAGCAACCUGCAAGUUUUUCAGUGGUGUCAAAACACAAAGUGCCUUAAUUGAUAACCAGGCUUAACAACGUUCAGACCUGGACCCAGACCUGAAGACACAAGUGCCUUGCUUGACUUAUACCAUCCAAAAGGAGUGAUUAUGGCAUUGCACAUUGUUCAAACAUAGUGAUUUAUUGUAGCUUGAUCUGCAUGUGGCAAUUUUAAAUACUACAAUAAAAACCACUCUACAGCUAA
Ictalurus punctatus (channel catfish) is the source of this 3199-nucleotide messenger RNA. RefSeq names its product serine incorporator 2, like (gene serinc2l). Gene Ontology annotation, cellular component: membrane. The coding region runs from base 143 to 1513 and encodes 456 amino acids. The transcript has 10 exons. The record is from RefSeq and is a predicted model, not a curated record. Lineage: Eukaryota; Metazoa; Chordata; Actinopteri; Siluriformes; Ictaluridae.